Molecule: messenger RNA, 5874 nt
Organism: Lagenorhynchus albirostris (white-beaked dolphin)
Lineage: Eukaryota; Metazoa; Chordata; Mammalia; Artiodactyla; Delphinidae
Gene: GAB3
Product: GRB2 associated binding protein 3
Exons: 10
Coding region: 22-1776 (584 amino acids)
Source: RefSeq, a predicted model, not a curated record
AGCCGGAGGAAGCGCGGCACGAUGAGCGCGGGCGACGCCGUGUGCACGGGCUGGCUCGUCAAGUCGCCCCCCGAGAGGAAGCUGCAGCGCUACGCCUGGCGCAGGCGCUGGUUCGUGCUGCGGCGGGGCCGCCUGAGCGGCGACCGCGACGUCCUGGAGUACUACCGAAGCCAGCGCGCCCGCAAGCCCAUCCGCACCAUCGACCUCAGCGAGUGCGCCGUCUGGAAGCACGCGGGCCCGGGCUUCGUUCGUAAGGAAUUCCAGAACCAUUUCGUGUUCAUUGUCAAGACUGCAUCUCGCACGUUCUAUCUGGUGGCCAAGACCGAGGAAGAAAUGCAGGUGUGGGUGCACAGCAUCAGUCAGGUCUGCAACCUCGGCCACCUGGAUGACAGCGCAGAUUGUGUGGAGAGUGGCUCUCACGCGCCUUCCUGCGUGCAGCCCUCUGCCGCCAGCUCCCUUUGCACCGCCCCUGCUGUCAGCUCCCUGCCAAGAGAUGACCCAAGCACUAGUACUGUAGCCACUGAGGAAACCGGAAGUGAGUCAGAGUUUCUCUUCCUUCCUGAUUAUCUGAUUCUAUCCAACUGCGAGACGGGAAGACUGCACCACGCCAGUCUCCCCACCAGAUGUGACAGCUGGUCAAACUCACUGGAACAGGGGUCCUUCGACGACGUUUUUGUGGACGGCCCGCAGCCACUGCCCUCCGGGAACCUGGCCUGCCCCUCACGCCCUGGGAACAGUUCUCAAGAGGCCCCUUCCACGAGGCCCCCGGCUGCCCUGAUCUGCACGAGACAUGUCAAUGGCCCGUCCAGGGACCACUUUUCUUUACCGGUGCUGGAAACUUCCUUAAACUCCACCGUCCAGGUAGAUCAAAACCAAGCUUCCUUGCCCUACGGGGUAAAAGAACUAGAUGUUAUGUCCAACACGCCACCUCCCCGCCCCCCCAAGCCAAGCCAUCUCUCUGAACGGCGCCAUGAGGAGCAGCUCCUGUGCGGUGGGCCCAGUAGCAUCAAGAAGCCGGAAGGCACUGUGGUACCGAGAAGAAUCUCUCUCUCUGGUUUAGAUAACAUGAGAACCUGGAAAGGUGAUGUAGAAGGCCAAUCUUUAAGACACCGAGAUAAGCGGCUAAGUUUAAAUUUGCCGUGCAGGUUCUUCCCGAUGUCCCCUCCAGCUUCCGCCAGCACUGAGGACAGCUACGUGCCCAUGAGCCCCCAGGCCGCCGCCUCUGCUCUCGGACCCCACUGCAGCCCUGACGACUACAUCCCAAUGAGCUCAGGAAGCAUCUCCAGCCCAUUGCCCAAGCUCCCGGCGGACCUGGAGCCUCCCCCCGUGAACAGAGAUCUCAAGCCUCAGAGGAAACCACGGUCACCUCCCCUGGACCUGAAAAGCCUCUCCACCAUCCGGGAACACACGUCUCUCACCAGGACCCGCACUGUGCCUUGCAAUCGAACCAGCUUUCUCUCUCCAGAAAGAAAUGGUAUUAAUCCUGCAAGAUUUUUUGCCAAUUCUGUUUCCAGAGAAGAGGAACAAAGCUACAUGCAAAUGGAGGAUCACGGAGAAGCCAACUUGCUGAGCAGUGGAGCUCUGACGUGGACGAGGAAAUUCAGCCUGGACUAUUUAGCCCUGGACUUCAACUCGGCGUCACCAGCCCCUGUGCAGCAGAAACUUCUCUUUUCAGAGGAGCAAAGAGUAGACUAUGUCCAAGUGGAUGAGCAGAAGACGCAAGCUCUCCAGAGCACCAAGCAGGAGUGGACGGACGAGAGGCAAUCCAAAGUGUGACGGGGCUGGGCUGCGGGCAGGGGGCUCUGAGGGAGGCCAGCCCUUGUCACCGGCCAUGCUGGCCCCUGCCAAGCCUCAGGCCGGUGGACCGGGAUGUAGAAAACUCCAUUCGGGCAGGGUAGGAACAAUCAAAGCAAAAGGGGCGUUAGAAAUCUUCUCCGGUGGAGCCUUUGACGUGCACAUUGGAGCCAACAGGAUGACAUCUUUUUACUCCAACGCCUGAAGUUUCGAUCUCUCUCCUGUGCUUCCACUGGAAUCAUAAAUGAUCCUAGGAGAGACGCGCCUGGGCACCAUCUUGUCCCCACCCCUGAAGGCACAGUGCAAGACACCAAGCCUAGUGAUGGUGGCAGAAGGACAAUGCGAGUGACAGGAGCCUUGAGUCCCGAGGUCCGUGAGGAGCACAUCAGAUGAGGCAGCCACCUGUGGCUGGGUGUCCCAUUGCUGUUGGCUUUCUCCCGGCAUGCUUUCACACGCAUCGUCUCACCUCUUCCCCUCAAAGACCUCGGAAGCUAGGCUUGGCAGAGAUCACUGCUCCCACUUUGAGGGAAACAAUACCAAGAACCAGAGAGGGGAACGCUUGACCCAAGACGACUCGUGGAGUGAGACAGCAAGUCAGGCUCCUUCCGCCGUCUAAUGCUGCCUCAAUCACUUAGGAUGACUUCAGAGACACGUGGGAAACACGUGCGGACACGGGAUGGCUCGUCCUCUCCUCUCCCUUUCAUAGGAUCUCGAGCAGGUGCUUUUACACGUGAAAGGUAUGCCUGUCGAGCCAGGGUUUCUUUGUAUGGUGCUCAAACGGGGCACUCGAACACAAUCAGCGGUUACCAUUAGAGACACCUCCCAACAGUCAGUGUGAAAUGCGUUCUUGGUUCACACGGUCCCCUUGCCACCUCGGGGAAAGCUGUCCCUGGCCAUCCUGUGCUGGACUCAAGCUUCUGAGUGAUAUAGUUCUGAUCCAAAACAAAAUCAAAGAACAAACCAAACACCGGUGACUUCAAGUCUCAGGUUUCCUGGCUACUUUUCCCUUCUGCUUUCGUGGCGACUAGCCCCUGAGACCGCACACAUUCCCAGCAUGCCAUGAGGGCAUCUUGUCACCCCUUCCUCUGUGGGGCACUGGGGUUCAGGGGACGCAGACAACAGGCUCGACUGGGCUCAGAGCUUUACAUAAUGCCCUUUGCCGAUCCUUCUGAGUGCCUGCGGCCAGAGGACAAACCUCAACAACCGGGUAGUAAGCAGGUUCCGGCCCACUGUUCUGCCACGGUGUCUUAUAUACGAGGAUGGACCAAGUAGGCGGGCAGGUCUGCGGCAGCCAGGGUGAGGCAGGGCAACUGUAGGCUUUGCUGCAGGGUUUCGGGGUUUCGAACUGCUCCGAAGGUAAGUACCAAAAUCUUGGUUUUUCAGACCAUAAAAGAAGUAAUUUUGAUGUUCAAAGCAGCACGGUAUGGUGACAUCAUUUUCUUCCCAGAGCAAGAUGGGGGCCAAUUGCCAAGGGCUUUAACUAAGUCCUUAGUGAGUCUGGAUGGAGCCAUGGGAGGGCUCCCUGAGCCCACGGCCUGCUCCAUGGCCAGAGCCUGUAAGGGGCUGCCUUCUGCCUUCUGUGACUUGCAGGGAGUCACAGAGCCUCAGGCAAGAAUCCAGGGCUACAGGCUGCCAGUUCCAAUAGAUGGUGGCUUCCUUAUGUGUGGGCCACCUGUGUUUAGCUCACUGAUUGCCUGACAAAGGCCAGUGCAGAAAAAUCGUACGUCCAAGUGUCAAGAAGCUCACCAGAUUGAAGAUAGAUUGGAAUAGUAAAUGCAGCUGAAACUUUGUCGGCAGUGAAAUGUCAUCCAGUUGACCAAAACACAAAAAUCUGUUUCUACAAGACAUUUCCAGGGACAUACUUACUGCACGAGACAAUAGACAUUUGUGCAGUGUGACUUGUCUGGAAGUGAUUAGGGAUGUAAAGAAAUAUGACUUCGCCCUCAUGUCCAGGGUGUGGAGGGUGAUGUCUUGCUUUGAUAAAACUGCUAAUGGACGCUACACAAAGGCAUAAUGAUUCAGGGACACAAAAUGCAGGUAGUUUUUGAGCUGACGGCAGCAUAUGCUCCUGAGAAGGGUACCGCAAAUCACAGUGAUGCCGGCCAAAUCUUGUUUUCCGGCAGAGAUAGUCCACGUGUAAUAGAGGGCUAUGUUUCUGAUGGGGUCUGAGGGAUUUUUGUGUUUUUUUUUAACAGAAAUGAUCCCAGAUACCACUCCAAGUCAAGUACACAUGGCAUGUCUGCACACUGUGCAGAGUACACCUUUCUAGAAGAUUUGGGAAUCAACAUAACGGGACAGUGCAGCAAUUAAUCUCGCAUUAUUUUCUGUAUCUCCUUUUUGCUUCGUUUCCUUCCGUCUCCUUUCAUGAGGAAAUACUUCCAGAUCAGGCAUUUUGUCAUGCAGAAAGGGGGACCGAAGGGUCUCAAGCCUAAGUCCACAGGCCCAGGAACGUUGGGAGUUAAGUCUUCCUUGGGGAGGGAGGAGCCCUGAGGCCCAGCACACAGCCUGGCUACAAGGGCACGGUGUGACCCUGGGGACUCAAUGUCCAGGCCACUUCACCACGCAGCGCGCAGCAGCUGAAUCGUGGCCAUUGGGCCCGGGUCGAGACUGAUGGCUCCCCUUAGGCCUGGCUUCCCCUCUCAAGGCCUCCUCCUAGGUCCCCGUUCAAACCACCUUUGUAUCCACAACCGUGCAGAUUUUUAACAAUUCACUAUGUUUUUACUGUUUCAUGUCUGGCAUUAAUAAAAGUCUUAUGAGGAGAGGAAUCGUGACCUAAGUGCCCUCUUAUUUAAGUGAUGACAUCUGAAAAACUACGGGACACGUUUUGAAACCUGAAUAAGUGGAAAUAGACUUCAUUGCCAUUUUCAAAUACAACAGACUUAACCUGACUCAACAUGGAAUGACCUACAUCCACGUUACUUCGCUGCAAACGGUGGAGCAAGUGGCUGUAAGAAGUACUGCUUCUGCUCAGCCAAACCACAUCCUUGACAUCUGGGUCAGCAGCUAGCUUCGAUAAUUGGCGGUAGAAUUACCGGCUCUGCCGGAUGCCACGUAUAACACAACCUUUGUCAUGACUGACACUACAAAGCAACAGUGCCCAGCUUGCUUCUCCCCAGAGGGGGUCUCUUGUGCCACCACCUCCCUUUUCCCUAUGGCCGAGACUCCCAGUUGCCCUGGAUGCCAGGUGAGCAGCAUCUCUAGGCCACGAUGUGAGGCAGAGACAACCAGAAUAGCAGGGGCUCAGGUCUGGGGGAAACAGGCCAAAAGCAGAGACCCUACAGCCAACGGGAGUCCUGGUGCUGAGAGAAAGGAGGAGAAGCCACGUGAAAUUCCUCACCCUGGUCAAGUACGAGGCUGGUUACCGUGAACGCUUUUUCCUGACACACACUCCAGGCCGAGCCCUUGACCUAAAGGAGAGUAGGUCGGCCCACAAGGCUAACCUCAGAAGCAGGGGCCGGGAAACCUGACCUAAAGGUCUCUGAGCCCCAGGCCCCUCAUGCUCUGGCCCCUUUACUUCACCAGACAGCUCCCUAAGUUUCCAGCUUUCUACUUCUUUAUUUUCCUUGAUCUUAGAUUGCAUUUAUUGUUAUCAUUUCCUUAUUUUAAUUGUCAUUUGUUUUUAUAAAUUUAGUUUUUAUUUUCUGCAACUGAGAGAGAGUGGCAGUGGUGCAGGCUGGGGCAGGGGCCCGAUGGGAGACAGCAGAGCUGAGAUGCAGACUCCCCGCCACGGGCACUUCACCGAUGGCAGAGGGGGGCUGGAGGGCCUCGGGGACAAUCACGGCUGCCAGGUCACUGGAGCCCCACGAGGAUGAUAGCGAACCUGACCCCACUCUGCCGCCACGUACAGACAUCGGUUCCUGGGGGAGCUCCGUGUGGAGGGCACAACAGUCCAUGGGACGCGUCCCCUCUGCCUUACCAGAGCCAUUUGGCUUCCAUCCAGCACUGUUGUUUUGGUCUUUGUUUCAUGGUCAAAACCUCCAUUUCAAUGAGUUUUAGCCUUUGUUUACCUUUGUAUAAACAAAUGCAUCCUACCUGUUUUACAUCUGUCUUGAAAUUUUAAAUCAUUUCCAUGUUUUUGUU